Molecule: messenger RNA, 947 nt
Organism: Asterias rubens (European starfish)
Lineage: Eukaryota; Metazoa; Echinodermata; Asteroidea; Forcipulatida; Asteriidae
Product: pyridoxal kinase-like
Exons: 6
Coding region: 89-940 (283 amino acids)
Biological process (GO): pyridoxal 5'-phosphate salvage
Cellular component (GO): cytosol
Molecular function (GO): pyridoxal kinase activity
Source: RefSeq, a predicted model, not a curated record
UUUAUGAAACAGUACUAAUCUACGUACUGGUCUAGCUGUACUGGCGAUUUAUUUAACCUGAGAAAUCUUCUUGUUCUUACUGGAAACUAUGGCUGUUGCACAACCAAAUAAAAGAAUCCUUUCGAUCCAGAGCCAUGUUGUGUCUGGAUACGUUGGAAACAAGGCUGCAACUUUUCCUAUGCAGAUUCAUGGCUAUGAGGUUGAUACCAUUAACUCAGUGCAAUUAUGCAACCACACUGGGUACAAUGUCUUCCAGGGACAGGUGUUGAACGCCAACGAGUUACGAGUUUUGUCAGAUGGUCUCAAGGCAAAUGAUAUCAACUACUACUCGCAUUUGCUCACAGGUUAUGUUGGGUCCAAGUCUUUCUUGAAGGAAGUCAUCCAAGUUGUGAAGGAACUACGAGAGACAAAUCCAAACAUCAUUUUUGUGUGUGAUCCAGUGAUGGGAGACCAUGGGAAGUUCUACGUUCCUGAGGAGUUGAUGUCAAUUUACAGGGAUGAACUCCUUCCGUUAGCAAACAUGAUUACUCCUAACCAGUUUGAAGCUGAAUUAUUGAGUGGUCAGAAAAUCACUGAUGAAAAGAGUGCGUUGGAUGCCAUGCAGAGGCUACAUGAGAAAGGAGUUCAGACUGUCGUGUUGAGCAGCAUACCAUCGGAAACAAAUGGAAAGCUAGUGUCGUAUGGAACUACAGUUAUAGAUGGAAAGAAGACGGGAUGCAAGAUUGAGUACCCAGCCCUUGAUUGUCAGUUCACUGGAACAGGAGAUCUAUUUUCAGCACUGCUGCUUGUGUGGUCACACAAACAUCCCAGCAAUUUGCAGCUUGCUCUUGAGAAGACGCUGUCGGGGAUGCAGGCCGUAUUGCAGAGAACGCUUACUGAUGCCCAAGGUAUGCUCUUUGCGUUUCUUAUUUCCCAUUUUAUGCCUUUUGAGUUUUCUUGAUAAACAU